UUCCAUCAAGAUGAUCCUCGAAGAGGACGCCGAGAAGCACGAGGCCGGCGGCGGGACGGCGCCCUCUGGUGCGGCCGCGGCGUUCGCCAGGACGUCGUCCGAGGACUCGGCAGCGGCCAUGCGCACAGGAGACUCCGGCCUGGAGACCAUCCGGAUCCCGCUCAACACCAAGCUUGUACACCGCCAGGUGGUCGCGAAACAGCGGGCGGCCCCCAAGAAGAAGCGCAAGCAACAGGAGCGCAAGCAGGAGAAAAAAGCCGCCAAGACGCUGAGCGCCAUCCUGCUGGCCUUCAUCGUCACCUGGACGCCCUACAACGUGCUGGUGCUCAUCAAGACCGUCUCGUCGUGCGACGACUGCAUACCGACGGGCCUGUGGAACUUCGUCUACUACCUGUGCUACAUCAACAGCACGGUGAACCCGCUGUGCUACGCGCUGUGCAACGCGAACUUCCGCCGGACAUACAUGCGCAUCCUGUCGUGCAAGUGGCACAACAAGCAGCGGUCCAUGAACCGCGGCUACUUCACCUGAAGUGUUGCCCCGACUGCUAGCGCUCUCAGUCUCUCCCGAAGACCACGGUUUUGUCGCCUCGGAGAAUGCGACCUUCUUUCUCCUUCUCUGUCGCAAACCUUCAGCAGUACCGAAGCUCCAGCGGAGCCGAGUUCGUAAGGGUUUUCUGCAUUCGCGAUUCGGUUAUGCCUUUCGCGACCCCUGUGGAAGUUACGGACGACCCUUACUGUCUCAGAAGUGGUGCCGAUUGUUACGAUUUGUGUUUACUAUAGCAGAGAUAGAGUUGAAGAACUUUGAAUGAGUCGAACACACAUCCCGGGCCGAGAACGCAAGAAAGCUCGAGUGAUGAAUGUUUGCGCAAGUGGCUUCCGCGAUUUCGUGAGAGUGCACUUACGUGUGCGGUGUAACGCUAUGCACUUACUGGCACCUUCCUGUACAGCGCUCUGCUAGUUUAUAGGGCGGAAAGAGUGACUGCUGCGUGGGUCGAUGACGACGCAUAGGCGUCUUGAGAAUGGUCGCCAGCACUAGGUUGAUGAUUUGGUUGGGAACUGUCUGCAGUAAGUUCGAGUGCUCCCGGUAAAACAGGGCUAGCAGCCGGGUUGAAUAAAUGUCAAAUGGCCAGACGUACUCUAGAGUAAUGCCAUUAUUUCCAUUUUGAAAGUCUUACGCACCUCUUGACUGCGGUAUCUUUGUUGUGCCAAAAUAAUCCUACAGUCCUUUGAAAGGCUUUUAUACGAACGUUUUCUUCACUUUCGGAAAGAAAGGGUAGCUUACAGCUCUAGGUCUGAAAACUCACUGCUUUUUGUGCGUAGUAAGUCGGCAAGAUGUAAUGUAGACAUGCUCCUCGAAAUUUGCCUAGAAGCUUGCUAUAGGGCCAAUGUUUGGUGCAGAUGGCACUGGCAGUUUCCACGGCUCAUGUGUUUCGAGAAGGCAGUGAAAAUAGCGGCUUCAAUGUGAAAGCGCUGCUAAAUUCUUUGAGUUUUAAUGACGAAUUGUUAGUUGCGGAGAAUGAAGGACAAAUAAAUUCAUGA
This is a messenger RNA of Dermacentor silvarum, 1539 nucleotides long. RefSeq names its product muscarinic acetylcholine receptor DM1-like. Gene Ontology annotation, molecular function: G protein-coupled serotonin receptor activity; G protein-coupled acetylcholine receptor activity. The record is from RefSeq and is a predicted model, not a curated record. The transcript has a single exon. The coding region runs from base 11 to 529 and encodes 172 amino acids. Lineage: Eukaryota; Metazoa; Arthropoda; Arachnida; Ixodida; Ixodidae. Gene Ontology annotation, biological process: chemical synaptic transmission; G protein-coupled receptor signaling pathway, coupled to cyclic nucleotide second messenger; adenylate cyclase-inhibiting G protein-coupled acetylcholine receptor signaling pathway. Gene Ontology annotation, cellular component: synapse; membrane; dendrite.